AAAUUUCCCGAACGGAAAAGAGCACAAGAUUGUAUUGAAUUAUUGAAUUCACGCUCUGUCCUCGUCUGCUUCUAUCCCUUUUCUUCUCGUCACUUUGACGUGUUGGCUUUCUUGUGUUCAAGACUUGAGGGCCACGGGCCUACUUUACUCGACUGAUGGCUUCUUUCGGGAUGGAGUCUUCCAUGGCGUCACUUCCGCCCGUCGAUCAAGACCACAUUGAGGUUCCUAUCAUUGAUGACAAUGAGCCCCUCAUCGAGGUCGUACGCAAACUUCAAAACUAUAUGAUACAAGCGGUCUCCGAGGUCUCAUAUUCUUUUGAGGAAUUAAGAUUCUCACCUUGCGGACAGAAGCUUAGGUUACUGCUGUACUCAUUGGCAGAGAACUCGCACAACCCAUGUAUCAUCUCUGCACUGAUGAUCCUGAAGUGGGAGUUCAACAAUGCAGCCGAAAAUGACUGGGGUCUGAAUGAAGGCCGCGGCUAUGCAUGCGAAUACGUAGCAUGGCAGUUUCUCUGUCACAUCAAUCAGCGCGAGACUAUCGAGUACUUGCUAGAGGAGCUACCUAGCCCCGUGUAUACCUCGAUUAGCCUCACCCAAGCAGAAAGAGGCGCAUCGGGUUUCGCAGCGGCAGGCGACGAGCAAAGUUUCCAACGGGAAGGAGAACGAACACCCCUCCUUCUGCAUUCAUCUUCUUCGCUGUACCGAUUCUUCGGCGGCAAGAGGCGCGCAGGUAGCACCUCGGAUAUAGCAAAUUCUGGAAGUAACGUUUCCUCUGCGGACGCGUAUGAGCUUAUGAAGUACUCCAUGUUCUUUGGACUGAGCGCCUUGGAAAUAGCAGCCAUCGCAGAAGCAAAGAAGUUCCUCAGUCAGAAAGUUGUUCAAAAGGUCAUUGAUAAUAUCUGGAACGGGGAGAUUGUGUUCUGGGACUCGCUCAGUGUUCAUUCCACCAAGAAACCUCAGUUCUUCAACAAAAGGACCGCGGAUCCAUACUCCCGCUUGAGGGUCCCGGUAUACCGCAAAGCCUUUGAGGCUGCAUUCUUCGUCUCCUUCCUGUUUCUUUACUAUGCUGUCUUGGUGGAGAGAAAGUCCACCGGAAUAGGCAUCUUCGAAACAUUGAUGUACAUUUGGAUUGCUGCUUUUGCCUACGACGAAUUCAGCGGCAUGACUGAUGCGGGGAUGGUCUUCUACCAGAUGGACUUCUGGAGUGUCUGGAACAUAGCCAUCAUCGGUACCGGUCUUGCCUUCAUGAUCAUAAGGGUUAUCGGUCUGGGGAAGAAGAGCGAUUACAUCACUGACCUCUCUUUCGAUAUCCUGUCCCUGGAGGCUUUGUUUCUAGUUCCUCGGAUCUGCUCCCUGACCAAAGCGUUCUUCCGAUUUAUCCCUGUGAUUGUAGUGUUGUACCUAGGGUUCUUGACCACGUUUACCAUGCUUGCCCGUGACCGCCUCUCUCUCAGGCAAAUGUCAUGGAUUUUGGUGAAGGUGUUCUUUGGGUCGAACGUGCUGGGCUUCGACAUCGCUCACGAUAUUUCCCCGAUCUUCGGCUACGGUUUGAUGUGUGUUGUUCCCGUUCCCUUUUACUGCUGUUGCUGUACUACACCUACUCCGUACUGCGCCACAGAUGCCAUGGGACGUGCCGGUCGCAUACGCCUGUGAUCACGUUUGGCGUUUCCCCUGUCGAUUUCCCCUCUCUAUCCUUGAUCUCAGUGCCAGUUCUGUUCUUGCUCAGGUGCAUCUGAAGGUGGCGAUGCCAACAUCAGACAUCAUAGGGUCGCGGACCUAAUGCUCUGAAGGCCCGUUGGUGAGCGCCG
Messenger RNA from Aspergillus fijiensis CBS 313.89, 1807 nucleotides. RefSeq lists its product as uncharacterized. Lineage: Eukaryota; Fungi; Ascomycota; Eurotiomycetes; Eurotiales; Aspergillaceae. Bases 156 to 1652 code for a protein of 498 amino acids. The transcript has 12 exons. The record is from RefSeq and is a predicted model, not a curated record.